AGGAAUUACAUACAUUGCUCUGGGCUCCGUUACGUUAGGGGGCUCCCGCCGUGGGGCUGAGCACACCCCGCCGUAGCAUCACAAUAACCCUGCCCUCGUUAGGUUUCUAGCACUAACAGAGCGUGCGUGGGUCUUUGCUGUCUCAUAUCAGAUCUGUCCCUGUGGGAGCUGGCUGAAGCUGAAGCAGAAGCAGCAGCAGAAGGUGGCGGCUAACCAGCCCUGCACCGGUUGGGUUCCUUUGUGUCACCAACAUGCAGUGAUCUGUGCUGCCUUGCAUCAGACCCAUCCCAACCCUACGUGAGUGAGUGGGACCACUUGAAGCAGCAGUAAGAGGCUGCAGCCUAGCCCUGCCCUCACUGGGCUUGCAUUAGCAGAGCAUGCAUUGAUUUGCUGCCUUGUCUUAGACUCAUCCCAGCCAUCGGGGUGCGUGGUGCAUGGUGUGGGAGAUACAAGGUCUCUAUAAUAAAUGAUAGAGGAUACAAUGACUUUGCUGUCUCUGCUGGGCCGGAUCAUGCGUUACUUCUUGCUGAGACCAGAGACCCUGUUCCUGCUGUGUAUCAGCCUGGCCCUUUGGAGCUACUUCUUCCACACUGAUGAGGUGAAAACCAUUGUCAAGUCCAGCAGGGAUGCUGUGAAAAUGGUGAAAGGCAAGGUGGCUGAGAUCAUGCAGAAUGACAGGUUUGGGGGACUGGAUGUGCUGGAUGCGGAGUUCUCCAAGACCUGGGAGUUCAAGAGCCACAAUGUGGCUGUCUACUCCAUCCAAGGGCGAAGGGACCACAUGGAAGACCGGUUCGAAGUGAUCACAGACCUUGUCAACAGGACCCACCCUUCUAUCUUCGGGAUAUUUGAUGGGCAUGGAGGAGAGUCAGCAGCAGAAUAUGUGAAGUCCCGCCUGCCUGAAGUCCUGAAACAACAUCUUCAAGACUAUGAGAAAGACAAAGAGAAUAGUGUGUUGUCUUACCAAACCAUCCUGGAACAGCAAAUUCUGUCAAUUGACCGAGAAAUGCUGGAAAAAUUGACUGUAUCCUAUGAUGAAGCAGGUACUACCUGUUUGAUUGCGUUGCUGUCAGAUAAAGAACUUACAGUGGCCAACGUUGGUGAUUCACGGGGAGUCUUGUGUGAUAAAGAUGGGAAUGCUAUCCCUUUGUCACAUGAUCACAAACCCUAUCAACUGAAGGAGAGAAAGAGGAUUAAAAGAGCUGGUGGCUUCAUCAGCUUUAAUGGCUCCUGGCGUGUUCAGGGGAUUCUGGCUAUGUCUCGCUCCUUAGGAGAUUAUCCACUGAAAAACCUUAAUGUUGUUAUCCCAGACCCGGAUAUUCUGACCUUUGAUCUGGACAAACUACAGCCAGAGUUCAUGAUCUUAGCAUCAGAUGGCCUGUGGGAUGCUUUCAGCAAUGAAGAGGCUGUUCGAUUCAUCAAGGAACGCUUGGAUGAACCACAUUUUGGUGCAAAGAGUAUAGUUCUACAGUCUUUUUACAGAGGAUGCCCUGAUAACAUAACAGUUAUGGUGGUGAAGUUCAGGAAUAGCAGCAAAACAGAAGAACAGUGAAUUUAUGACCGCUUUCUCCCACUUCUCUUGUGAACUUAAAACAAACUCUUGCAUUUUAAUGUAGUAGAAAGUUCUAGUAAUUAUCAUUAAGAUUGUAUGUAAAAGGAAUGGGAAAGAUCCCUCUGAUCUGUUCCUUACUGAACAAAAAGGAAGAACAUGAUAAGUAUGUUUGGGAUAGCCAUAACAAUUAAGUUCCCCACCUUGUCCUGCCUCCCAUCACCAUCCCUUCCUUUAUUAUAGUUGAUUUCUAAGGUUUAAAAUUCCUACUGAGCCUUUUCCAAAUACUGAUGCUUCUUAACUUUCUAAUAGCUGAAGCUGCAUUCAGACAAGCAUUAAGGGGACAAGACACUCAUACCAAGCAAUAGAAAUGACACUUCUUUUCACUCAGAGAUGUAACUAACCUCACAACUGCACUCUUCAAUGUUUCACAUCCUUGUUUUUCUAAUCUGCAGUGAUAGAUUGAAAAGGAUUUGUAAUUUUUGGACUGACGUUUACAUUAAGAAAAAAGAGAAGCUAAACGGUAGCCUCUGUCAGUCCACAAUUGGCCAAGCUCUUCAUUUUUUAUAAUUAAAUGUGUCCUGUCUGCUACAUGACUAGCUAAAUGUACCCUGCUUCCAAGCAACUACACAGUCUAUGACUUUCAUGACACUUCUCCUAUGCCAAACUGCAUUCCAAUCAACUUGAUAAACUCCUCACCAAACUCUAAGGUUUGAUGCCUUCAGUCACCAAGGAACUGUUGGGGAACGCCUAGCACUUGUUCCUGCUUUUUAGCAAAGAAUUUUCAUAAACAAAAAGAGGGAAAAAAUAAAAGAUGCUUUCAAGCAAAGCAGAGCUUUGUAUGAUGUUCUAGGGAAGGGGUGGGCAAUAAUUUAAUGUGGGGUCACUAAGAUGUUGGUAAGUAGUCAAGGACUGCCCUUUUCCAUGGAGUGUGGGGUCUGGGACAGAGGUUGGGUACAGAAGGGAGCUUUGAGGUAUGACAUUGGGCUGCAGGAGAGGGU
Pelodiscus sinensis (Chinese soft-shelled turtle) is the source of this 2547-nucleotide messenger RNA. Lineage: Eukaryota; Metazoa; Chordata; Testudines; Trionychidae. The record is from RefSeq and is a predicted model, not a curated record.